This is a messenger RNA of Phyllotreta striolata, 2307 nucleotides long. The record is from the annotation of a GenBank genome assembly. Lineage: Eukaryota; Metazoa; Arthropoda; Insecta; Coleoptera; Chrysomelidae.
CAGACAUUGACAUUUCAAAAAAAUAGCGUUGUUUGAGUUUCUUGUAAACAAAUUCUCUAUUCGUUUUAUUGAUAAAAAAUAUAAUGGGAGGUUGUAGAUGUAGUUAUAAAAAUUGCCCGAACACUACCACAACAACAGAAAACAUUCAUUUCUUUCACUACCCGGUAAAGCACAAGGAACGUUGUAGAAUAUGGAUAGAAAACGCUAAUAAGCUUCACUUUUGUGAUAUAGAAGAAGAACAACUUAGAAAUAAAUCAAUUUGCGAAGUUCAUUUCGAAGAUAAAUGGUUUCUAAAUUCUCAAAGGAAAAGGUUACUACAAGGUGCAAUACCUACUCUCGAUGGAGACUGCAUUGAGGAAAAACCAACAGAAUCAGAUAUGUUUGUUUUCAAUGGAUUGCAGGAGGUACAAAUAUUGCCUGCUAGCUCCGAUGGUUCCCUUUUUAUUUUAGAUACCGAUUCUAAUAGGCCUCACAGUGUAGAGUCUUUUAUUUAUAAGAACGGAGUCAUCGUUCCAUCGGAUGGUUCCGUUAAGGAGGACGUAAUGAAAUCAAAAUUAUCCAAUCCACAACCUUCAACAAGCGGAAUAAACAUUUUCUCAGAAAACUCCUCGUUUAACGUAUCGAAUUCUACAAGGUUCCAAAAUUCUACCAAUAUUCAAAAAGAACCUAAAACAAUCAUUAAAGCUGAUUUCGACAACGGAGACACAGAUGUAAAAUACGAAAACGAUACAGAGAACGAUAAUGCUCCCUCUGAAAAUAUUAUAUAUGUAGAAAGCGAUAAUUUGAGUAAAAGAAAAUCGCCUCGAAUCGCAAAUGCCAAGGGCGCAUCACCUCCUUCGAAGGGAACAAUCGAUAAACCGCACUUAGGAACGAAUUAUCUGAAAAAAAUUAAACAGCACAGCAGAGACAUAGCUUGCAUCAAGAAAAUGCUGAGGCAGAAAGUAAGGGCGCAGAACAAACCGGACACCGACACCAUACUAGCAACGUUAAAGAAAGAACUUCCAGCUACCCUUUUUUCCGUUGUCAACUUGAAUUUGAACGAAAAGUACGAGCUAACUCAAGAGGACGAAGAGUUUUUUACAGACAUUCACAAAACAUCCCCGCAGCUUUACCAGUUGCUGGUUGAUAAAUAUAAAUGGAAUUUACCUUGUAUAGAUACGACUGUGGAGUUAGAGGAUAAUUAGUACAACCAUUAUCUUUGAUCGAUUAAUAUCAUUGUAAUCUUAAAAUUUGAUUGUUCUUUUUUGUAUUGUAAUAAGAAUCCUGUCUCGAUAUGAAUUUUAAGUACUAUUCAGUGUGUCUAAUUAAGUUAGAGUGCCUGUCUUGGCUCAAUGUGUGUAUAUUUGUUGAAAAGUUGAUGAGUUUUUUCCAAGUGUGUAUUUAAAAUGUCGAGUAUGAGUUUUGAUUAUGUAAAGUCUGAAAAGCGUUAACUGAAGUAGGCACAACUGAAUGUAAGUCCAAAUGUAUUAUUUUUAAUAAAUUAGUUUAUACAACUUCAUUAUUGUUUUACAUGUAUCGGAUGCAUCUGUUAAUAAAAUAAGUACGGUAAUUAAAGAAAUAUUUAAUAUAAAAAUAUGAUUAAGUAUAUAAAACAGAGCAUGUAUUGUAUAUAUUAUUCUUUUUUUUGACUCCAUCUUUGAACAACAUGUUUCUGGUCGUUUUCCCAAAGGACUGUGCACAGUUUGCCAACAGUAGCUUCCUUAGGGUCAUUCUGAUACCAAUCUAAUAAUAUUUGAUAUAUUACCUGCAAAAUAACUUGUAAAUACCUAAAUAUAAACUAUAUAUACAUAUAUACUUCUUUAGUUCCAUAAAUUUGAUUAUCGGCAAUAAAUUGAGAUAUCUCCCCUUCCCCAAGAUUCAAAGCUCUUGCCACUCCUUUCCAUUCGGUAUCCAUAUGUGUAGCGGCAAAGUACAAGUCUUCUUUCAUUAGAGGCGUUUUACUGUCCUUCAAUACCUUUAUAAUCGAUGUCUCCACAACGUCAGCUUUUUUAUUCUGUUUCACUCCAUUCAUAUUAUAUGUCACGUUGUCCCCGAUAUGUACAAUUCUUGAUCUCGAUAUGUUUAUUAUUGUGGCUGAAGCUUAUGUCAAUCUUAUUAGUUAAUUAUUUAUUAGAUUAUAGGACUUCAACUGGUUGUUUUAUAGAAGUUAUUAAGUUAUUAGUAUAUCAUAUGUACGUAGAAGACCAGAUGGAGUCCCAAUAUUGUCAUGUAUAUUUUCCUAUAUUUUACAUGCACCGAUAGUUAUUUGUAGUUUAAUUUUGUACGUAAAUGUAACAUUAUAUUCUACUUAAUGUAUUUUGAUUUUAA